Messenger RNA from Empidonax traillii (willow flycatcher), 1538 nucleotides. RefSeq names its product vicilin-like seed storage protein At2g18540. The transcript is spliced from 2 exons. Bases 149 to 1372 code for a protein of 407 amino acids. Gene Ontology annotation, molecular function: metal ion binding. The record is from RefSeq and is a predicted model, not a curated record. NCBI's taxonomy places the organism in Eukaryota, Metazoa, Chordata, Aves, Passeriformes, Tyrannidae.
ACCUUUUGGAGGUGUGGGGAUGCCCUGAAGGGCCACAGUGCCUGGCCUCCUCCAUCAGAAACAGACAUCUGCACGUGGGGUGACAAAGGACAUCCAGCCCGUUGGGUGCCUUCUGAGGGCACAGAGAGGACUUGCCAGACAGGGCGAGAUGGACUUGGAGGAGGACUUGAGAGAAGGCAGCACCUCUUCUUGUGCUGCCACCACUGACCACAUGUCCCAGGCCACACCUCCGGGUGUUUCAGAGAGCCUAAGGUGCCCAAUCUGCCUGGACACCAUAAAUGACCAAGCCUCUGUGAGCUUGCACGGGCAUCCUGUCUGUUUUUCCUGCCUAGUGGAGUGGUUCCACAGAAGAGUAGGUUGCCCAAUAUGCCAGUGGUCUUUCCCACACUACUUUUGCAUGGUGGGAGACACUGACUCCGAGAUGUGCUCUAUUGGGCAGCACAGCAGCUCCGACAGCCAUGCUCAAGGAGGGAGAGCUGGAUCCAGCUCUGAGGAAUGGAGGUGGCAUCGUUCCUCAGCACGCCAGCACCGCAACUCUUACAGCAAAAGCCGUGGUGGGACCCGGGGCGGUAGGCACGGUGGGGCUCGAGAGACGAACCGAAGAAGGUACCAAAGGCGGCACCACAAUGGCCACGGCAGGGUUCACCAGGCCCAAGGCUACAACCACUCGAGCAGGAGGAGACGGCAGCAGAGCAGGGCUCACAACACGGCUCGUGGCAACGGCCGAGCUCCAAGGACUAGACAGCACAUCCGAGCCUCCUCCAGGAGGAGCAGGCGCCGUCAGCAGGGACCACGGGUUUCUUUCAUGGAACCACAGGCGACAAGGAGCCGAUUUCGCCAGAGGUCCCGCAGCACUGUGCGCCAAACACUGAGGGAGAAUCUAAGGAGGAUGGAGCGCGAUGAAGGACGAGCUCUAAGGCUCAUCCAAGCCUCUUCCAGGAGGAAUAGGUACCAUCAGCACAGGCAUCAGCUUUCUUACAGAGAACCACAGGUGACAAGGAACCGACCCGGGGGGAGGACCCGCAACACCCGGCAUCAAACACUGAGGGCGAAUCCAAGGAGGAUGGAACACGAUGAGAGAGAGUUCCUAAGGAUGGAACGGGCUGUCCCUGCCUCCUCACGGAGGAGCCGGCGCCAUCAGCGGGGGCGCCGGGUUGUUCUCAUCGAACCGCAGGCAGCAAGGAGACAAACCCGGGGGGCGCCCCGCAGCACUCGGCGCCAAACACUGCGCGAGAGUCUAAGAAGGAUGGAACGUGACGAGGGACGAGCUCUAAGACUCGAACGGGAUGUCCCAACCUCCUUGGGGGGGAGCGAGCACCAUCAGCAGGGCCACCCGGUUCCCAUCACUGAACCACAGGCAACAGGGAACUGAUCCCCUGGAGGUGCCACAGCCCUGCUGGGCACAGGGCCUGCUAGCACACCCUACCAAGAAAGGUUUUACUCUAUAGUUUCUUAUUAGUGUCAGGAACAAUACCACUUUAGACAAAAAGACCUUCUACUAAAAAUUGCAAAAAUAAAGUCAAAUCUCAUGUUCAAAA